Molecule: messenger RNA, 1092 nt
Organism: Emiliania huxleyi CCMP1516
Lineage: Eukaryota; Haptophyta; Isochrysidales; Noelaerhabdaceae
Product: light harvesting protein
Exons: 9
Coding region: 17-862 (281 amino acids)
Biological process (GO): photosynthesis, light harvesting in photosystem I; response to light stimulus
Cellular component (GO): membrane
Source: RefSeq, a predicted model, not a curated record
CCUCAUCGCCACAAAAAUGGCCGCACUGUCGCUCUCUACCUCCGCUCUCGGCCUGGCCCACGGCGUCGCGCCGCCCCGCGGCUCGCCAUCCAUCUCGAUGAUGGCGAAGGCCACCGGCAAGGAUACGCUUAUUGCUCUGGCUGAGGAGCAGCAGAUCCCGAUGGGCUUCUGGGACCCUCUCAAGCUGGCCGACAAGGACUUCUGGUCGGAGGGCAACGACGCGACCGUCGGCUGGCUCCGCCACGCCGAGAUCAAGCACGGCCGCGUGGCGAUGGCCGCCUUUGUCGGCUUCUGCGUCCAGUCGAACGGGAUCCACUUCCCGUGGGACAUCAAGGGCGGCAUCCUCGGCGACGCCGCGACCGCCCUCUCUUACGGAGACCUGUCGGCCAUCCCCGCGCCAGUCGACCAGUGGGCUGCCGUGCCGACGGCGGGAAAGCUGCAGAUCCUCGGCACGAUCGCCGUGCUCGAGUUUGUUGGCGAGACGAUGGAGCCGCACUACAUGCGCGGAGGCAAGCCUGGCUUCUACCCGUCGCUCAAGGACGCGGCCGGCGGCGGCAAGGGCAACAUCCCGCACCCGGUCCCCCUCGACCUCUACGACCCCUUCGGCUUCUUGGAGGGUGACUCGGAGGAGAAGAAGGCGCGCGGGCGCAACGUCGAGAUCAACAACCGGCGUGCGGCCAUGCUCGGCAUCUUCGGCCUGAUCUGCGCCUCCAAGGGCCUGAUCGUCCCGGGCCUCGACUCGCUCGGCAUCGCGCAGGCGACCGCCGAGCCGAUGUCGUACUUUGGGCCGAACGACGCCGGCCUCCCCUUCGUCGAGAACAUGCUCAAGUUCGACAUCGCGAGCUUCGGCCAGCCGCAGUAGACCGUGUCUGUCGUUCCGCACCCAUCUGGCAUUCCCACCCCGCGGGCCGGUACGUCAGCCCGCCGUGUGCGGUGACCGGUGUGGGGCCGAGUGGGAGCUACCACGCUCUAGGGAGAUCGGACACGCGGAAAAGCGUGUGUGUAGAGCCAAGAGAGGUACCCUCCAUGGUGCGCGAGCGCGUCUGUACGAUAUGAGUUUUGAAUGCUUUUAUAGCUACGACCAUAUGAGUC